This is a messenger RNA of Malassezia globosa CBS 7966, 4275 nucleotides long. RefSeq lists its product as uncharacterized. Gene Ontology annotation, molecular function: MAP kinase scaffold activity. Gene Ontology annotation, cellular component: actomyosin contractile ring; cell cortex of growing cell tip. The record is from RefSeq and is a predicted model, not a curated record. NCBI's taxonomy places the organism in Eukaryota, Fungi, Basidiomycota, Malasseziomycetes, Malasseziales, Malasseziaceae. The coding region runs from base 1 to 4275 and encodes 1424 amino acids. The transcript has a single exon.
AUGCCGCCGCAACAAGCACAGCGCAUGGGUACAAGAUUCCUACACCAGCUCACAAAUCUUGGUGGUAGCGGAAACAGUUCUCAUGACACCCCACCACAACCUGCUGGAAAUGGUAGCUCGUCACCCGUGAAGAAUCAACUCGCUUCCUUUUUCCAGAAAGGACCGAAUUCUUCUGGAUCGACACCGAACUAUCCUCAACAGCAGCCAGAGAUAUCCGCACCCACACGAGCUAUGGGGGCUCACAAUGCGUUUGACUCAGCAGAGGAUCCCUCCCUGCGUUUUGGCGAAGCAUUCAGUGAUGGGAUUAGCCCCAAUGGUACUUAUAUGCGGAGAGCAUUUGGUAAUGAUGAAUUGGCGGAUCCUUCUGGAGUGCAGGCUGGCCGCUUCGGGCCUAUGCAUUCACUUGGCCAAGUGGGUCAGAAUGCGAUGUUGCAGCAGCCACCACAGCAACCACAAUUUCAUCCCCACCUGCAGCAGCACUUGCAACAUCACAUGCAGCAGCAGCAGCAGCAGCAGUUCCAUCUGCAACAACCGCCGUCCUCGGUUGAUCAUAUGAUGGACAUGAACGCGGGGCGAUUCAUGCCACAGCACAAUCAGCCACAGCCAAUGAGAGUAUCGACCGGUCCCCACAACAUGCCAUUUGCGAGUCAAAGUGCGCCACAGCAUGCUCGUGACAUGUUUGAUUCGAAUGCUGUACUGCAAGAUGGUCAGCCUAAACCAACGACUCAGCCGCCGGACAUGGUAUCCCAUAUGAACACGAAUUUGUCGUCGAAUGCUGGCCAAGUCGGACAGGGCAGCAUGAUGCAUAGCAUUCCAACGGCCCAGAUGCCUCUUAUGCAGCCGCCAUCAUUUGGCACAACGACAGAUGCAUCGACUUCCAAACCAGUAUUUGCCAUGUCUAAUAAGCCACAUGAGGGCGUGACGACGCCUUCAGCCGAAGAUCAUAAAAUGUUGGGCGUUCCAUCGAGUGCUCAUCAUGAAGCCAACACUGAUGAUGGCGGCACGCCUCUCCGCACGGUCAAUCAGUGGUCGCACACAUCACCGACGAAGCGGAUGGACCCCGCGGAAAUUGACCACUUAUCGCGUUCAUACUAUACGGAGCUGUUGAACUUUUUCCGCACUCAAUCAAUCCGCACCUCUCUGCUGACACCCUCACGUUCUAGCGCCCGCGAAAAGCUCACAAGGUUGAACAAGCAACAGUUUGCCGAGCUGUCUACGGAUGUGCACGACGAACUGCGACGCCGGCAGGACGAGCUCCAAGAGAUGCCAUUCUUGCAAGGACGUGACGACUUUCAUCCAAAGCGGAACCAGGCCCGUCAGAAGCUCGCGACUCUACCUAAGACGAGAUUCCGAGACUUGGCGUCCGACGUGUUCUUCGAGCUGGAGCGUCGGUACCCUGAGCUGCCCCAGGAACUGCGCUACGAGUCGCUUGAGGAUCUGAUGGGAGCACGAGAGGGACACUCUAGAAACUCAAGUCUGAUUUCCAAGGCUCCCGCGGGGGUGAAUACUGGUGCAAUGCCUGGUGCAGUGCCUGGUGCCACGAACGAUGUUAAACCGCCCUAUUCCUUGGUAUCUUCGACUCCAGGCGCUGGCACUCGUGGCAUGGAACAAGCCCCUGCGCCUGUGCCUGUGCCUGUGCGAGUCUCUGUGCCGCCGCCUGCUUCCUCGCAAUCGGCCAAUAUGCCACCGCCACCUGCUACGUCAGGUCCCAUGCCCGGUCCGACGUCCGGUUCCACGUUCGGUGCCGUGUCGACGGCACCUGUGCUUGGCGCAGGCUCUGCCCCCUCGACGGCUGCCCCAUUAAGUGACCGGCAGCAAGCUGAUCCUUAUGGCACAAGACCUCUAUCGUCCUCACGCAUGAGCACAAACCUUGCUCAGCAACAACUGACGGAUCUUAUGGCCGAUGCUCAGCAGAUGAGUAGUGCUGAAAUGUUUGCACCUGCACACAGUGCGGCCGUUGAGGAACAGGAUCCCCGAAGCUUACAGGCAGCAGCCCGCACCUCAUCAUCGGAUCGUGAUUCGAUGAUCCCGUCUGCCUCAGCAGCAGCAGCAGCAGCAGCGACAUUACCGGCCGCAUCAGGCGCAGCGGCACCAGCAAUUGAUCCUGCAGAAAUUCGCGCGUACGAAGAACAGGUCGGGCUUCUUCAGAAACAAGUGCAAUUGCUAGAAGAACAAGAACAUGUGCUCCGUGCGCAGGGCACGGAACAUGAUCGUCUAGUCGAGCAACUUCGUUCUCAGAACAAUGCCCUCGAAACGCGCCUCACAUCUCUCGAGCAUGAAUUGGAGGCUCACGAGACUGUGGCACGUGAUUUGCGGUCUGAGAGCGAUCGACGGCAAGUGGCGCUGGACGACAAGGAAGCUGAGCUUCUGCAGCACCGCGCCGACUUGGACGUGUUGCGAUCACAGUACAAUGAACUGAACUUGGCACACGCAGCGCGGAGUGCCGAUGCCGAGUCGGAAACGCAUUGGAAGCGGCAGCUCGAGGUCAUGCAGCGGGAGACGCUCGAACAACAGCAGAUCGUCCAAGACCUACGUGGCGAAGUCGCAACCCUGCUCGAGGAACUACGCCGCCUAAGUGCGCGCAAUGAUGCUAUGACGGCCGACAAGGAAUCGGACGUCGCGAUCAUCCGCGACUUGCACCAGCAAAUGUCGACCUACAAGCGGCGGUACGAGAGUGCAAAGGGCGAACUUCGAAUGGUGCAGUCGACUGCACAGCUUUGGGCGCAGCCGCAUGUGGACGAAUGGAGGUAUGUGUCGCCCAACGGCGCUGUGGCCGACACGAAUCUGCGGUCUUUCCAGUCGGCUAUUGAUGAGCUCUUGUCGUCGGCGCGCUCUUCAGCGCCCUCAAACGUGCUGAUCGCAAUGAAGACAGUUGUCUUGUCGACGACACUCGUGACCGACGACGUCGCCAAGUAUGAGAUGCAACCAAACAAUGAGAUGGCAUCUUUAUCGCCACAGCAGCGCGAGGAUGUCGAGACACUCAAGGUGUCGAUCUCAGAUGCUUUAUCGAAUCUGAUGAAUGCAUGCCGAAACCAUGCAUCGUCACAGGGUCUUGCCCCCGUAAGCCUCAUUGAUGCAGCCGCAACACACGUGGCACUAGCAGUCGUUGAGUUGAUCAAGCUGCUCAAGUUACGCCGAGUCCCUCGACCAGAUGAAGAUGACCUGAGCUUUGACAGUAUGGCAGACUCAGGGCCCGCCUUGGGGGGUGGCUCAACAACGCCUAAUGGACUCAAGCCACUCCAUACACGCAACGCCGCAUCGCCAUCGCAUCUGUUGUCUCGCGGCACACCCAGCCGUGGUGCUGGCAUCACAAGUCCCACGUCACUCCGCUCGCUAUCAUACUCGAACUCGAACCUCGACGCUCGCGCUCGCGCUUUGGACGUGCCAACCGGUACGCCAAAUGCUUCGCAUCAGCAACAGCAGCAUGGGCAAACGACCAGCGCGCCCGGCGCCGGCGCGACUUCGUCUGGCGCAGCGGAUGUGGCUGCAUCAACACCGACGCCACGACCUUCGGCAGUGCCUCCUCGACUGCCGAAUCGUGAAAUGAGCUCUGAACCAUCAGCCUCGACAACUCCGCAAGAGUCGUCUCGCGCGCGUCUACCUUCGACUGAGACAGCCACUCGUCCUCAGUCUCCCCACGUGCCGCGGCCACCAUCAGCGACUUCAACAUGGCGUGGAUCGUCAACUGACCAGCCGAUGCCAAACAAUGGCAACUUGCAGCAAUCCACAAGCCCGGAAUCAGUGUCAACACCCGCAUCUUCUCGAACACCAUCGCAAUCACACUCCCACAUGCAACAGCAGACACGACCCGCAUCCCAAUUAGCUGUCCCAAUGAGUCAACAGCGCGAAGAUGAAGACGCAGAAGAUGAACUUGAGAACUGGGGCGAGCUUCGCAAUUACAUUGAAGUACAGACCGAAGCCAUCGUCCACUCCAUUCAGUCGCUCCUUUCGGCGCUGAGAGAAGGUGCCCAAGGGGUGCAGCUAAAUGAGAACCUGACACAGAUUACCACCAUCGUUUCGUCAAUUGUCGCCAUUUCACGCGACCACUUGCCGCAGGCAACGUCCCGACAUGGAGCCAUUGCCACAGAGGCCGAACGAAUUUUCGCUGAGCUGACGGACAACUGCGACAGACUAAGCGAUAUGCAAUCGAACACGUCGUUUGAUCGUUCGGCGAAGAGCGUCAUGGCCAGUGCUUCUUACGGAGUAGCAAAAGGGCUCAAGGCCUUGAAUGAGCUACUCAAUGCCGCUGACGAAGCGCCUCUUGCUCAAGCGUAG